GCAGUGCGCCUGCGCGCUGCACCGGACGCCCGGGCGGGAUAAUGGCGGCUGGUUGACGGGUGGGAUUUGUUUUUUAUUCCCUCCCCCCACCUUCCGUCUGGUGCGUUUGUUUCUUUCCAGCUUGUCGAGAGAUCAGAAUACACGUUAAAGGAGUGUGAGGAAGGGUCGUGCGGCGGAGUAUGGUCUGAACGAGGAGUGGGGCACCGGUCUUUGUUCUACCUUGAAGUGACAGAAACAGCCCGGGAGCCCGCCCGCACCUUUUUUCUUGUUGUUUCGCCUUUCGCCCGUCCGCGCCCCGCUCCGCUCCGCACCCCUCACCUCAUGGCCGGUCUGCGGGUGAUAAUGAACGGCGUGAGGGAGAAACUGGAGGCGGUUUUGAACGUGGCCCUGCGGGUGCCCAGCAUCAUGGUGCUGGAGAUGCUGUACCGCUGGGACGUGAGCUCCUUCUUCCAGCAGAUCCAGGCCCGCAACAACAACAACCUGCUCUUCCAGUACAAGUACCUGGCGCUCAACCUCCACUAUGUCGGUUAUAUAAUAAGUCUCGUUCUUCUAACCUUGCCUCGGCAGCACUUGGUCCAGCUCUAUCUGUAUGUUUUGACUGCACUACUCUUGUAUGCUGGGCAUCAAAUUUCCAGGGACUUUGUGAGGAGUGAGAUAGAGUUCGGCCAUGACGGACCUGUGUAUGAGGAGCCUUUGUCAUUGAACCGCUUCACUACAGCUUUGAUAGGACAACUGGUGGUGUGCACACUUUGCUCCUUUGUAAUGAAGACAAAACAGAUCUGGCUUUUUUCUGCCCACCUGCUCCCCUUGCUGGCACGAUUCUGCAUGGUUCCUGUGGAAAUGCUCAUCAUUAUCAACAGAUUUGCCAUGAUAUUCACGGGAUUGGAGGUGCUUUAUUUUCUGGCCUCGAACCUGCUGGUACCGUACAAGCUGGCCAAAUCAGCCUAUAGGGAGCUGGUGCAGGUAGUAGAAGUUUAUGGCUUGUUGGCAUUGGGAAUGUCUCUCUGGAAUCAGUUGGUUGUCCCUGUGCUCUUCAUGGUUUUCUGGCUGGUCCUGUUUGCUCUUCAGAUCUACUCUUACUUCAGUACACGCGAUCACCCUACAUCUCGUGAGAGACUGCUCUUCCUCUUCCUUACAAGUAUUGCAGAAUGUUGCAGCACUCCUUACUCUUUGCUGGGCCUCAUGUUCACAAUCUCCUUCAUUACCCUGGGUGUCCUCACACUUUGCAAAUUCUACCUUCAAGGUUAUGGCGCUUUCAUGAAUGACAAUCUAAUGCACAGAGGGAUGACUGAAGGUAUCACAUUGCUGAUCCUAGCAGUGCAGACUGGCCUGAUUGAAUUACAGGUUGUGCAUCGAGCCUUUCUGCUAAGCAUCAUCCUCUUCAUUGUGGUAGCUUCCAUUCUUCAGUCAAUGUUAGAAAUUGCUGAUCCAAUUGUUCUCGCACUUGGAGCUUCAAGAAACAAGAGUCUGUGGAAGCACUUUCGAGCAGUCAGCCUGUGUUUGUUCUUGCUGGUAUUUCCAGCUUAUAUGGCCUACAUGAUUUCUCAGUUUUUCCAGAUGGACUUUUGGCUGCUUAUCAUUAUCUCUAGCAGUGUUCUGACUUCAUUGCAGGUACUCGGAACGCUCUUCAUCUAUAUUCUUUUUAUGGUGGAGGAGUUCAGUAAGGAACCAAUGGAAAACCUUGAUGAUGUGAUCUAUUAUGUGAAUGGUACUUACCGCUUGCUUGAGUUCCUGGUGGCUUUGUGUGUUGUUGCCUAUGGUAUAGCAGAGACAAUAUUAGGAGAAUGGACUUGGAUGGGUUCAUCCAUCAUCUUUGUCCAUUCUUACUUCAAUGUCUGGCUUCGAGCACAGUUGGGAUGGAAGAGCUUUCUUCUCCGCAGGGAUGCAGCAAACAAGAUCAAUUCGCUGCCAACUGCCACUAAAGAGCAGCUUGAAGAGCACAAUGACAUUUGUUCCAUCUGUUACCAGGAUAUGCAUUCUGCAGUGAUUACACCAUGCAGCCAUUUCUUUCAUUCGGCCUGUCUCAGGAAGUGGCUAUACGUGCAGGAAACUUGUCCAUUAUGUCAUCAGCAGCUGAAAUCUCAAGGGCAGCAAGUCGGGGCAACACCACAGCAAGGGGCAGGCGAACAAUUGCCCCCUAAUGAGGGCAGAACAGAACAAGAAUUGGACGGACAAGAGUCUCCUGGUCAAGUUUCAGAUCCACCUUUAGGUUCUGAAGUUGGCGCUGUGGGGCACAACAGUGAGAGCCAGAAAGGUCUAAAUACUGAUUGUCUUUCUCAUGGUGACCCAGGCACAGAUGAUCAUCCAUGUUCAGAAAAUGGCAGAGCUGAGUUUCCAUAUCCAGCAGAACUUUCUGAGGAUGAAGAUCAGCAAUUGUCUGCAAAACAACAGAAUUUCAAUGAACAAUACAUGGAGGUGUUAGAUUCCCAUGAAGCAACAUUAUCCUUAACCUGUCAUGAUACUGCAGUGAUGUUAGAAUAAUGUUGGCAGUGGUUUUCAAUUUGAACUUGUCAGUUUAAACAAAAGGGGGAAAUAAGAUGCAUUUACAGAGAAACCGAAUGUAAUGUUCUCACAAGCAGGUCUGGAGACAUUUUCUAAGAAGGGAUCUAGUGAUUUUGUUGCCACAUCAUCUUUACAGUAUUAAGACAGCCAUGACAGAAUGGAGAGGAUGUUUUUGUUAGAUCUUUUGUAGGCAUGAAAUAAUUAGAUUGACUGGCGUAUUAUAUUUAUAUAUAAUUAGAAGCUUUAAGCAUGGUUAGAGUCACAUGCUGCAAGCAGACUUUUUAAUAAAAAAAAACAAAGUUUUGUAGCUCUAUAUUCAGCAACUGUAAUUGCACUGUCAUAGUUUAUAGUGCAUUCCAAAGUAUUAACAAGUACCUGAUGAAAGGUGCGUGAAUAACUUUGGCUUCUCUUUACCUGCUCAAUGAAGUAGACUGGAGUUUUUAUGAACACUGUGAUGCCUUUGGGGGUUCUUGAAGGGUCAUAAGUGGGAUGAACUUCAGGAUACAGAUAAGGCAGAGUUGCACGAUAAAUAUGGCACGUUUGACUUCUGAAACCUGAGGGGUACAGUAUUAUUUUCAAUUUAUCUUAUGAUUUGUGGAAAUGAUUACAUUAACUUGUAUGAUGAAACACAGCAAAAAGCCAUUUUGUAGCUCUGAUAGGUUUUGCACAGUUUUCUUUUCGGAAGAAGUGAAUACUGAUGUAUUUUCUUAAUUCAUCAUGGCUUAAGUAGGUAGGCUCACUUCUAAAUUUACUUUACUGUGUGCGUUUGAACAGAAAAGGUAAAUUUUUUUUAUUAACAAUGAGUGAACCAGAGAAAUGGGAGUCUUACUCUGUAGCUUUUGAAAGUUGACAUUCUUAAUGUGAACAAUUUGUGAACAAGCAAGCUGGUGUUGAAUAAUAAAUGAAAUCAUGGAUAGAAUCAUUCUGACCCAGUUCCUCAGGGACUUUAUUUUGAGAAUGUGUAUGUCUGAAUAAAUGCACCAAGGUCAUCAAAUGCACUGAUGCUGAUUUCUCCCCUUUCAAAGUCACUGACUCCUGAUGUAAUUCUGUACAACUGAGUACAGUGAGGAAUCAAUCAUGACAUCAUUGCUGGGUUUGUUCUUUCUCUCAUUGCCAUUCAUGUGCACAUUUGUUCAGCAAGGAUGACUAAAUAAUAAUCAGGAAUGGGAACCUUGGCUGAUUUUCAUUUCCCCUUUAUUGCCUAGAGAUCACAAGGCCAAUUUGUUACAUUGGAAUACUGCUUUGGUAGAGCCCAACUAACUUCUCACAAGCUAUGAAUUGAACUUGGAAUCAGUUUGGUGAGAUGAACUUCAAUGUCUCCCACUGAAUAUUUCAUCUUUGGCUUCUCGAUUUUGUGGUCUGUAUACCUCAUUAGGUGUUGGUCUUCACUGUUCCAUGCUGAUUUUCCCUCAUUUGGUUUAUUUUAUAGUGUUGCAUACAGAAACUCCUUGUUUUGACUCGGUACGUAUUUGAAGUCAUUUGCUCAGUAUACUCUUGAUUGCAGCUUCAAAUGUUUCAUCUUCUCAGCUGUAAAACUUCAUGAAAAAUCAACACACAUUCUCUGCACACUUUACAUCAGUUUAUUUAAAUCUGUAUUGGUUCUACUCAAGUGUCAGAUGCAUUUAGAAGAGUUAAGCCACUUAAAAGGGCUGACCUUGCAGAUGAUUUCUCAAAGCUUGCAAUAAUUUUAGUCAUAUGAGAGAGUAAUCAAUGUAAAGAAAUCUUCCCAUUUUUAUGUCCUAUGCCCACAUGGGGCACAUCUGCCGCAUUUGAUCCUCCACUGUUUCAUUACCGCAAAGGAUGUCAAAGGGACAUGUUCAUUGUUAUUGUUCAGCAAACCAGUCAACCCAAUAAUCCUCACUAACCUCGGAUGUCCAAAAAUUGGGAGAACUGUCCUUUGGAAGGGUCAAGCGACAGUUUGACAUUGUCUUUUACAUGAAAUCUCAUCUUUUGGACAGGAUUCCAGGUUCCUCCCUUAACUUCCACAGGUAUGCCCCUUCUACCAGAAGGAUCCAGAAGAGGUGACAGUGAAUCACAGAUGAGUGAGAAUAGUCUGGUAGGUCUAGACCCCAUGCAGAGCCAUAUCAGAAGGUCAAAUGUAAGAAAGGAAGCUUCCUGUUGGUUACCACUUGCAUUUUCUCAGCAAGUAAAUUGGUGAAUACUAUUCAUGAUAUAUACUUGGCCAAGAGUUCCAUUCUAUUUAAAUGGAAGGACCCUAUACCCCCUACUACAUUUCAAUGGUUUUCUCAAACUAUAACUUGUUUACACUUCGAAAAAAUUAGGAGUGGUACUGUUGAUCCUUCGCUUAAAUUUGAGGAAGUUUGGAGUCCAUUUAUUAAAUAUUUCCAUAUGAUAUAAGCAGACCUUUUUCAAAUCCCUUUCAAUAACCUAUGAAUAUAAAGAAGCAGAGCUGACAACAUAAUAUCAGUCUAGUUUUUGUUUUCUUUGAAGAUUUUAGUUUGCUUUUGUCUUAUUUUUUUGGAUUUGGGGGUUUUCUUUUCAUGUGAUCAAAUUUCUUUUCAAUUUCUUUUUUUUGCAUUAUGUACACUU
Pristis pectinata (smalltooth sawfish) is the source of this 5052-nucleotide messenger RNA. RefSeq names its product ring finger protein 145a (gene rnf145a). The record is from RefSeq and is a predicted model, not a curated record. Gene Ontology annotation, molecular function: ubiquitin protein ligase activity; zinc ion binding. The transcript has 10 exons. Gene Ontology annotation, cellular component: endomembrane system; endoplasmic reticulum. Lineage: Eukaryota; Metazoa; Chordata; Chondrichthyes; Rhinopristiformes; Pristidae. Bases 322 to 2481 code for a protein of 719 amino acids.